GAAGAGGGAGUGCGGGGCUUACUCUGCUCUGUGGGAACGUUGCUGAGGACGGGGAAGGGUGGGAACUCGAGGGUGGGCCUCUGCUGUGUCAUCAACAGGGCCAGCUUUCAAUAUUGCAAGAAAAAAUAGAUCAUUUAGAACGCCUCUUAGCAGAAAACAAUGAGAUUAUUUCAAACAUACGAGAUUCUGUGAUCAAUUUGAGUGAAUCAGUAAAGGAUGGUCAAAAAAAUCCAGAGGCUAUAAACUUCAGUCAAGGAUCCAUCUCUGAGCUCUUUCCUUCUGCUUCAGUUUUGCCUGCUGUUGAUUCUGAGGACUGUUUGUUUGCUUCAAAAAGCAGAAAUCAUGGUUCAGGUGUACAGAUGUUAGAUGUCUAUGACAUUCUUCCUUUCGAUAAUCCAGAUGGUGGCGUGUGGAAACAAGGAUUUGAUAUCACAUACAAUGAAAAUGAAUGGAACAGUGAACCACUUCAAGUUUUUGUUGUGCCUCACUCACAUAAUGACCCAGGUUGGCUGAAGACUUUUGAAGAUUAUUUCAGAGAUCAGACACAGCAUAUCUUAAAUAACAUGGUUAUAAAACUGCAAGAAGACAACCGAAGGAAAUUUAUAUGGUCUGAGAUUUCUUACUUUUCAAAAUGGUGGGAUGGAAUAGAUAGCCAAAAAAAGGAUGCUGUUAAAAGGUUAAUAAAAGAUGGACAAUUUGAAAUAGUAACAGGAGGAUGGGUCAUGCCUGAUGAAGCCUCGCCUCAUUAUUUUUCUUUAAUUGACCAAAUGAUAGAAGGACAUCAAUGGCUAGAAAAGAACCUUGGAGUGAAACCAAAGUCUGGUUGGGCAGUCGAUCCUUUUGGGCAUUCACCAACAAUGGCCUACCUUCUGAAACGUGCAGGAUUUUCCAAUAUGCUUAUACAGAGAGUGCAUUACUCAGUUAAAAAACAUUUUGCAACGCAGAAGACACUCGAAUUUUUUUGGAGGCAGAACUGGGAUUUGGGAUCCAGUACAGAUAUCCUUUGUCAUAUGAUGCCUUUCUAUAGCUAUGAUGUUCCUCAUACUUGUGGUCCAGAUCCAAAAAUCUGCUGCCAGUUUGAUUUCAAACGUCUUCCUGGAGGAAGAGUAAGCUGUCCAUGGAGAGUUCCACCAGAAGCUAUUCAUGCUGGAAAUGUUCAACACAGGGCUUGGAUGAUUUUAGAUCAAUACAGAAAGAAGUCAAAGCUUUUCCGUACUAAAGUUCUGUUGGCUCCACUAGGGGAUGAUUUCCGUUAUGCUGAGAGCUCAGAAUGGGAUCAGCAGUACCAGAAUUAUCAGAAGCUCUUUGAUUAUAUGAACUCUCAGCCUGAGUGGCAUGUGAAGGCUCAGUUUGGGACUUUAUCCGAUUACUUUGAAGCUCUGCGCAAAGAAAGCAAUGUGGGUGAGAAGAGCAGCAAUUCAUUUUUCCCUGUUUUAAGUGGAGACUUCUUCACCUAUGCAGACAGAGAUCAUCAUUACUGGAGUGGAUACUUUACAUCACGACCCUUCUAUAAACGACUGGAUAGAGUCCUGGAAUCCUACUUGCGGGCAGCUGAAAUCCUCUACUCCAUGGCUUUGGUACAGUCCAGUAAAUCUGAGAAGAUGAGCGUAUUUCCUUCAGUGGAUAACUACAAAUUGCUGACAGAAGCUAGGAGGAACCUUGGACUCUUUCAGCAUCAUGAUGCUAUUACAGGAACAUCUAAAGACUGGGUAGUUGUGGAUUAUGGCACCAGGCUUUUCCAUUCAAUAAUGAACUUGAAGAGAGUGAUAAUUGACUCUGCUCAUAUUCUUAUCCUAAAGGAUAAAGGUGCUUAUAAUUACGACAUGUCAACUCCAUUCCUGAAGAUGGAUCAUGUUCAGUCUUCCCAAGAUUCUUUGCCACGCAAGACAGUUAUAAAGCUGACAUCACAACCAAGGUACCUUUUGAUAUACAAUCCAAUGGAACAAGAGCGACUUUCAGUGGUUUCAGUCAAUGUGAAUUCACCCAGAGUUAAAGUAUUAUCUCCUUUGGGAAAACCUGUUGCUGUCCAGAUUAGUGCUGUUUGGGAUGGAGCAACUACAGUAUCACAUGAAGCAUAUGAGAUCUCUUUCGUGGCACAUCUACCACCUCUGGGGAUUGGAGUUUACCAGCUUUUGGAAGUUCAGAGUUCAGAAGCAGUUUUAGCAGACUAUAAUAUAUACUUAAGGAAUAGUAAGCAGGAGAAGCCAGACAGACUUUUCAAGAUAAAAGAGAUGCAGAAUUCUGUGGAUAAUAUAAUCUUAGAAAAUUCUUACAUGAAACUGUGGUUUUCUGGAAUGUCUGGAUUACUGGAGAAAAUAAAUACCAAAGAAGAUGGUAAAAAUCAUCAAAUGAAGGUGGAGUUUGCUUGGUAUGGAACUACAAGUAACCGGGAUAAAAGUGGAGCUUAUCUCUUCUUACCAGAUGGAGAUGCCAAGCCUUAUAUUUUUACAGAUCCACCUACCAUAAGAGUUGCUCAUGGAAGGAUUUUCUCAGAAGUUGUAUGUUUUUUCCAUCAUGUGACACAUACCAUGCGACUGUAUAAAGUCCAGGGUUUGGAAGGCCAGUCUCUUGAAGUUUCCAAUAUUGUGGAUAUUAGAGGAGAAUAUAAUCGUGAGCUUGCAAUGAGAAUUUCAUCUGACAUAAACAGUCAAAAUAGAUUCUAUACUGAUCUUAAUGGAUAUCAGAUCCAGCCCAGACUGACGAUGAGCAAAUUGCCUCUUCAAGCAAAUAUCUAUCCUAUGACAACAAUGGCUUAUAUCCAAGAUGUUGGUAUUCGUUUGACACUUCAUUCAGCUCAGUCUCUAGGUGUUGCAAGCUUGAAAAAUGGUCAGCUGGAAGUGAUCUUGGAUCGUCGACUUAUGCAGGAUGACAACCGUGGCCUUGGACAAGGUGUCCAAGAUAACAAGAUUACAGCUAAUAUCUUCCGAUUUCUGCUGGAAAGAAGACAUGGAACAGAAGUGAAUGAAGAGAAGGCACCAGUCAGUUUUCCCUCACUUCUUAGCCAUAUGACAUCUUCUUUCUUAAACCAUCCUGUAAUUCCAAUGUCAACAUAUGCAGAUGCAGGUGUCCCAGAAAUGCUAAAUACUUUUUCUCCACUCGUAUCAUCCAUGCCUUGUGACAUGCAUAUAGUCAAUCUGAGGACAAUCCAAUCAAAGGUGAAUAUUGAACCAUCUGAUGAAGCUACUCUGAUUCUUCACAGAAAGGGAUUUGACUGUAGAUUUUCAAACAGAGACAUAGGUUUGCUCUGUUCCUCUACUCAGGGAAAGAUAAAAGUACAUAAACUCUUUAACAAAUUCAGAGUGGAAAGUCUUACACCUGCAUCUUUAUCUUUGAUGCAUUCACCUCUGGAUACCAGAAAUAUAAGUGAAAUAAGUAUGAGUUCUAUGGAGAUAAAUACGUUCCGGAUCAGACUAAGAUGA
Messenger RNA from Athene cunicularia (burrowing owl), 3419 nucleotides. It is a transcript of the gene MAN2A1, whose product is annotated as mannosidase alpha class 2A member 1. Gene Ontology annotation, molecular function: carbohydrate binding; alpha-mannosidase activity. Lineage: Eukaryota; Metazoa; Chordata; Aves; Strigiformes; Strigidae. The record is from RefSeq and is a predicted model, not a curated record. The transcript is spliced from 22 exons. Gene Ontology annotation, biological process: N-glycan processing; mannose metabolic process; protein deglycosylation. Gene Ontology annotation, cellular component: Golgi membrane. Bases 360 to 3419 code for a protein of 1019 amino acids.